GGAAAAAUGGAACGUCCAAAGCGUAAACGAAAACUUACUUCUAAAAUUCAAGAAUUUCUGGGAAAAUUGAAUCAACCACAAGAUGCUGAAGUCUCACGAAAAGAGUCCCCAAUCAAAACAAAGAAUCUACAGCUACCUGCCACUGUUAAAGGUUUGGACCUUAAUCCAAGUGUUAAAAUAGAACCAAUAGACUCAAUCCAAGCUGCUCUCAGCACAGACCAAUCAAUAACAUACAAUGAAUCUGAAGUAAAAAAUGAACAUAUGGAAGGAACCAUUGAUGUCCUGCCACAGUAUCACUAUCCAUUAAGAUAUGAAGAUUUGACAGACUCCUCCAGAGAACAAUGUCUCAUAGAAUCCUUCCAUCCAACAUCAGCUCAUGGGGUACCUGACUUCAUCCUUAAUCAAGAUAAGGUUUUUACAGUAAACUCAGACAUAGAUUUCAAUGUGACUAUAACUGUAUGUAUCACAUGUAGUGGGGGAUUCCUGUCCAGUGUUGAACUGAGCUUACACAAGGAGCAGGGAUGUUCAAAUUUAGCACUACAGCCACCCUUAGAUAAAACACCAAGACAUGUGGUAAAGACUUCAGACACAGAAAAAUCUUUGAUUGAUUUCAUCUCAAGUAAAAACAAACAACUUAAACCUAGACCUAAAAGUGCGAGAGUUCCAUGCGUUGAGGAUGGAGAUACUAUUGUUAUACCCCCACCUAAUUCAAAAAACAAUGUGACAUCAAAAAUAACCAAAGAUACUCCUGAAAAGAAAAACUCUGAUAAAAUUGUUAACGAAAUUGGCAGUGAAAUCACAUCAAAUGUAGAAGGUGAGCUUGUAAAAGAUAAACCAACACCUAAAAGGAGAAAGACUACCAAACCCAAGAAGAAUAAAAGCAAGAGCCCAAAUAAAGUUGUACAAGCACUCUGUAGUCCUUCUAAGGGUGCCCCUGCACUAGUAACUAUGGUACCAAUUGAAAAUAAAGGUGGAUCCACUCUAUUUAAACUUUUACCCAACUUGGAGAAAGGGACAGAAGCUUCUACAGCUAUUGAAACACAGGAAGAGAAAGCUGCAGAUAAAGUCUCUGAUAUUAUUAUGACAGAAUCGAUUGAUUCUACACCUGAUGUGAAUGUAACUAAUACUGUACAAAUUGAUCAUGGAUAUAACAAGCAGAAGGGAAAACCUGCUAAAGAAACAACAAUUGCAGUGGAGAAUAUCCCAAUGUUAGAUGAUGAAGAUGACAAUGAGACAUUUGAAAAUAUUGUGCAUGAAGUACAUAGUGAUGAGAUCAUAGAUAAUGAUGAAGCCAUGAAAAAGAAGGGAAAAACUGUAAAAAUGUUAAAAGAUAAAACUGUGAAACGAAAACAAGAAACAGAAGCAGCAAGACUGAAAGCCAUUCAGCCUUAUUUGGACAUGGUUGAAACAGGAAUUGAUGAAAAGGGCCAAGAACAGUUUAAAUGUGGACAUUGUGGUUUACUAAUGAAAGUUAACUCCUCAAGUUGUCCGACACCAGCAUCAUUAAAAACAAAACUCAGGAACCAUUUAUUCCUUCAUGCGAAGAAAAAAUAUAAAUGUGAAUUUUGCGAUUUUGAUAAAGCUGAUAGACAGAAAUUGAAAUAUCACACGGAUAAAGAACAUAACAAUGGGAAGGUGUACAUCUGUGAAAUAUGUGCAGCUUCAUUUACAUGUGAACAAAACCUUGGCAACCACAUGGUGAGGCAUAAACAAGGUUGUCCUCAAUGUAAACUCUGCGGCAAGAAAUUCAAGAACCACAAGAAGCUUAAGACGCAUAUAGAGUUUGAGCAUGAUGGAGCCACACUGUUGCCCUGUGAUAAAUGUGAGGCUAAAUUCACAAGCAAAUAUCUGUUGAAGAAACAUGCGUAUAAAAUGCACAUAGUUGGACAAGAAAUCUGUCCCUACUGCGGACUUAAGUUCUCUGAGCUAAGAUUCCAUUUGGCAAAACAACAUGGAGUGAAUGCAAAAUCAUAUUCAUGCCCUACAUGUUCUUACAAAUCUAACGAUCUAGCUUUGCACAAGCGCCAUUUGCUUACUCAUACAGGAGAGAAGCCAUUUGACUGUGACCUCUGUUGCUGGGCGGGUAUUAAGAAAGAUCAAUGGAAUUCACACAUGUUAUUGAAACAUGGCUUCAAGAAGCGCUAUCGCUGUAGCAUGUGUAACUUCAGUGCACCAACAGAUCGCGAUAUCUACGAACAUGAGAAAACGCAUGAAGAUGGGGAUGAAGUAGAGAUUGAUGGAGCAAAUUAUCUGGAUACCUAUUACUCAUGUGCAGAUUGUGACACCCUAUAUAAAACAGAAGUUGAAUUAAGUGCUCACUUUAUGGCAGAACAUGGAACAGAUUUGGGAAUAUUUGGUGAGAAUCAGCUGAAGACUGUAACAGAGGAAUUAGUUGUAGACUCGGUUCAGGUUAUUCCUGAGACAGAAUCUUUUGAGAUACCUACACAAGUAGAGUAUAUGGAUCCAGUGCCUCAAUGAAACCAUUUGUUUUUUUAACCAAAUGACAUGAAAAUCAUGUGAUUGUAUAACUAUAUCGAUUAUCCUACAAUUGCAUCACUGAGUCUUCUUACAAAUAUAGCCCCAUGUCUUAGCUACAAUAGUGACAGCCAUAUUCAAAUAUCAUGAUACUCAAUAUAUAUAUCAUGAGGUGUGGUAACUAGUAGUGCCCAUGAUAUACGAGGUCGUUUAAUAAGUUCAUUGUAAGUUCUGAUCUUGGAGUUGCAAAAUCAUGCUGUUUUUAGAUUUUAAAUCAUGUAAAAAGGCUUUUUUUAGUGGCCUCAUUCGUACAUAUGUCUACUGUGUAUGGUACAGUAGUAAAGAGUGUAGUAAGAGUGACAAUAAUUUUUACCAUAUGUAAAUAAUUUCUAAAUAUAGCAAGUUAAUACUGAUUUGAUGUUAUAAUAGAAUACAUGUACAUAAAUAUACCACAUUAUACAAUUGUUUUGAUGUGUUUGGACAUUUGAGAAGAUAACUACGAAAGUUGAAUGGGUACUCUCAAAAAUGAAAUGAAAUAAUUGUUUUAUUAUUCAAUGCUAGGUUUCUCAUUCUGUGGCCCCAAAAGAAGGAUAUUUUUUUUCUCUUCAGAACGUAUCAGAGGGCCUCAAUCAGAAGUAUCUAAGAAUCAAGCAUAAGAAAUAUUUACUCGUCAGAGCAAAACUUGUUUAUGUUUACAUGUCUAUACAGAAUAAGUUUAACAGGGAAAUCAAACACCAUGUCAUGUCAUGUGAUCAAUGUUCAGCUAAUGAUAGAAUGAGAAAUAUGACAUUGAUUGUCUUAUUUAACAAUCUGUGGGAGUAUCAUUUCUACCUCAUUUAAAAUGUUUGGGUGUCUCACUUAUAAGCCCAUAGGUGUUUCACAAGGGUGUUCAUUAAUAGAGUGAAAUGUUCAGAUUUCCUACAGUAUGUUGGUGGGGAUUUAUUUUGAGUUAAUGAUAUAAUAGCCUUGCCCAAGCUGGUCUCUUACUUUUCUUGAUUUCUAUUAUGACUGCCGGUAAUAAGUCAAGAUCAGAUAAGUAAAAAAAUACUGACCUGGGCAAGGCUAAUGAUAUAACCACAAUUCUAAAAUUGAAUUGUAUUUGUUUGUUAUUAUGAUUUAAAUAACAACUUUUGACA
Molecule: messenger RNA, 3611 nt
Organism: Owenia fusiformis
Lineage: Eukaryota; Metazoa; Annelida; Polychaeta; Sabellida; Oweniidae
Source: the annotation of a GenBank genome assembly